UCCCACCCCUGUCACUGCAGAGAGCUGUGGCACCAUGCACGGGGGCCAGAGGCCGCUGCUCCUUCUGUCACUGUUGGCUGUCUAUCUGGGAGCCCAGGGCCAGAGCCAGGAGGAACGUCUGCUCAGAGACCUGAUGCACAGCUACGUCCCCCACCUGCGGCCUGCCAAGCAUGAUUCAGACGUGGUCAACGUCAGCCUGAAGCUCACGCUCACCAACCUCAUCUCCCUGAAUGAGCGAGAGGAGGCCCUCACCACCAACGUCUGGAUAGAAAUGCAGUGGUGUGACUACCGCCUGCGCUGGGACCCACGUGACUACGACGGCCUGUGGGUGCUGCGGGUGCCGUCCACCAUGGUGUGGCGGCCGGACGUCGUGCUGGAGAACAACGUGGACGGCGUAUUCGAGGUGGCCCUCUACUGCAACGUGCUCGUGUCUCCCGACGGCUGCGUGUACUGGCUGCCGCCCGCCAUCUUCCGCUCCUCUUGCCCCGUCUCUGUCACCUACUUCCCCUUCGACUGGCAGAACUGCUCCCUCAUCUUCCAGUCCCAGACCUACGGCACCAACGAGAUCAAUCUGCAGCUGAGCCAGGAAGAUGGUCAGACCAUCGAGUGGAUUUUCAUAGACCCCGAGGCCUUCACAGAAAAUGGAGAGUGGGCCAUCCGGCACCGGCCAGCCAAGAUGCUGCUGGAUGAGGCGGCACCAGCUGAGGAGGCCGGCCACCAGAAGGUCGUCUUCUACCUGCUCAUCCAGCGCAAGCCCCUCUUCUACGUCAUCAACAUCAUUGCGCCCUGUGUACUCAUCUCCUCUGUGGCCAUCCUCAUCUACUUCCUUCCUGCCAAGGCGGGUGGUCAGAAGUGUACCGUCGCCAUCAACGUGCUCCUGGCCCAGACUGUCUUCCUCUUCCUUGUGGCCAAGAAGGUGCCCGAGACCUCCCAGGCGGUGCCACUCAUCAGCAAGUACCUGACCUUCCUCCUGGUGGUGACCAUCCUGAUUGUUGUGAAUGCUGUGGUCGUGCUCAACGUGUCUCUGCGGUCCCCACACACACACUCCAUGGCUCGAGGGGUCCGCAAGGUGUUCCUGCGGCUCCUGCCCCAGCUGUUGCGGAUGCACGUUCGCCCGCUGGCCCCAGCGGCUGUGCAGGACGCCCGGCCCCGGCUACGGAAUGGCUCCUCCAUGCGGUGGUCAAUCACAGCCGGGGAGGAGGUGGCCCUCCGCCUGCCCCGCAGUGAACUCCUCUUCCGGCAGCACCAGAGCAAUGGGCUAGUAAGGGCAGCACUGGAGAAGCUAGAGAAAGGCCCAGAGUCAGGGCAGAGCCAGGAGUGGUGUGGCAGCCUGAGGCAGGCCGCCCCAGCCAUCCAGGCCUGCGUGGAAGCCUGCAACCUCAUUGCCUGCGCCCGGUACCAGCAGAGGCACUUUGACAGUGGGAACAAGGAGUGGUUCCUGGUGGGCCGAGUGCUGGACCGCGUCUGCUUCCUGGUCAUGCUCUCGCUCUUUGUCUGUGGCACUGCUGGAAUCUUCCUCAUGGCCCACUACAACAGGAUGCCUGCCCUGCCUUUCCCUGGAGACCCCCGCUCCUACCUGCCCUCGUCCGACUGAGCCAACCAAUUGCUGCUAGCCAUGUGGAGUCUCAUUGGCUGUGUUCUGCUGCUGAGGUCAUGAGUAUGCUCUUUGGGAAGCACCCUUCGGGGCCAUGUGAGCCAACCGUUCCUGAGAAAAGCUGGAGAAAUAAAAAGACAGAGCUGG
Molecule: messenger RNA, 1741 nt
Organism: Orcinus orca (killer whale)
Lineage: Eukaryota; Metazoa; Chordata; Mammalia; Artiodactyla; Delphinidae
Gene: CHRNG
Product: cholinergic receptor nicotinic gamma subunit
Exons: 12
Coding region: 35-1594 (519 amino acids)
Biological process (GO): chemical synaptic transmission; nervous system process; regulation of membrane potential
Cellular component (GO): neuron projection; synapse; postsynaptic membrane
Molecular function (GO): transmembrane signaling receptor activity; acetylcholine-gated monoatomic cation-selective channel activity
Source: RefSeq, a predicted model, not a curated record